Thamnophis sirtalis is the source of this 640-nucleotide messenger RNA. The record is from RefSeq and is a predicted model, not a curated record. Lineage: Eukaryota; Metazoa; Chordata; Lepidosauria; Squamata; Natricidae.
CAGAUGUCUCAGGUUCUGGAUGCCAUGUUUGAAAAGCUGGUUGAAGGAGGAGAGCACGUCAUUGAUCAAGGCGACGACGGGGACAACUUCUAUGUAAUCGAUGAAGGGACUUACAACAUCGUCGUGAAUUGCGACGGUGUCGGAAGAUGCGUUGGCACCUAUGACAACCGAGGGAGUUUUGGCGAAUUGGCUUUAAUGUACAACACACCUCGAGCGGCUACUAUCAUUGCUACCUCUCCUGGCACCAUUUGGGGUUUGGACAGAGUAACAUUUCGAAGAAUCAUUGUGAAAAACAACGCGAAAAAGAGAAGAAUGUACGAAAAUUUCAUUGAGUCGUUGCCCUUCCUUAAAUCUUUAGAACUUUCUGAACGUUUGAAAGUGGUGGACGUGAUAGGUACCAAAAUAUAUAAAGACGGGGAACAAAUAAUUGUUCAGGGAGACACGGCGGACAGUUUCUAUAUUGUCGAAUCUGGAGAAGUGAAAAUUACGAUGAAAAGAAAGGGCAAACAAGACAUAGAUGGAAACGAAGCGGUGGAAAUCGCCCGCUAUACCAGAGGGCAGUAUUUUGGCGAAUUGGCGCUUGUAACGAACAAACCUCGAGCUGCUUCGGCCUUCGCCCUUGGCACCGUCAAGUGCUUAA